UUCCUUUCGCCAUUCCGCAGCUUCUCGAGUCUUCUAUCGAAUUGCUGGAUGGAAUAACCCCUUUCCUUUUUAAAGACACCCCCGGCCUCUUGUCAGAGACUCAGAAGUCAGAGCCCAGAGCCCGUUUACAACUCUCUUCAGUCUUCCCCAUCUAUUCUCUUCUCCGAUUAAGGAUCUUCGUAAUUUUCUCUGAUCUUCUUUGCCCGUUCAAGAAUCUAUCUAUAUAAUGAGUCGCGGUAACCAGAGAGACCGGGACCGUGAGCGGGCUCAGGCUCGGGCCGGCAACAAGUCCAAGCAGCCCAAAAGCGACGGCCUCACCCCCGAGCAACGCCGAGAAAGGGAUGCGAAGGCGCUACAAGAAAAGAUGGCGAGGAAAGCGGCGCAGUUCGCCGGGGGGAACAAAGCUGGCGGCGGCAUUGAAGGUAAAAAAUGACAGAGUGAAUGGUGGGGGAUAUAGGUAGGUAGAUAUGAGAAUGCUUGUACUGGAUCAGAUGUGGGUUCAUUUGGUGAUGUUGUUUGAGAUGAACAAACAAACUAAUUCGGGUUUUUCUUGAAGGAAGUUGUUAAAUUUGGCUUCUCGACCAUCGAUGUUAUCACUUGUCCCUGAUUUGGAAUGGAACUCCUUCGUAUCUUUGUUCAA
This is a messenger RNA of Carya illinoinensis, 640 nucleotides long. Its product is annotated as putative SERF-like protein. Bases 227 to 433 code for a protein of 68 amino acids. The transcript is spliced from 3 exons. NCBI's taxonomy places the organism in Eukaryota, Viridiplantae, Streptophyta, Magnoliopsida, Fagales, Juglandaceae. The record is from RefSeq and is a predicted model, not a curated record.